AUGGCGCAACCUCACGGGGUCGGUUCAAGGUCCUCAAUCAAAAACAUUCUCGUCAUUGGCAACCAAAUCAUCUCCGCAACCGUCCUUCAAGCCCUCUCCCAAAAACCGGCCUUCGCCCUUACGGUCCUAACAUACCCUUCGCAAGCGCCGCUCCUCUCACGCGCCCACAAUCAUGAUACCCCGCGUUUUCAGAACAUCGCCCACCGAACUAGCGAUUUCACUGCACCUUCCUUAAGGAGCGCCUUCGCCGGCCAGGACCUCAUCAUCAGCACUGUCAAUGGCGGCGACUACAGCCUACAAACUCGUAUCAUCAAUGCCGUUGUCGCAGCGGGCGUAACGAGGUUUAUCGCAAGCGAGUUCGGUCACGAUAGCCUGAACGAAAAGGUCCAGGAGCAGUUACCCCCGAGCGAAGAGCGGGCGCGUGUGAUAAGAUACCUGAGAGGAAUGCAGAACGAAGGCGUGGUAGAGGAGGCCGCUGAGCCGGAAGAGGAUAUGUACAUCAAGAGGGAGGCAGCACCGGGCUUUGAGAACCCAUUCGAAUGGGCUGGUGUUGCUGUAGGAUGUAUCUUGGAUGCUAAAAUUAUCAGUGGAGAGCUGGGGGUUGAUAUGAAGUGGCGAAGCGCCACGGUCCAUGGGAAAGGGACAGAGCAAUUUGCUGCGACGAGCCUAGAAAGAGUUGGUCAGGUGGUUGCAAAGGUCGUGGAGCAUUGGGAGCAGGUAAAGAAUCGGUAUCUUUACGCUGCGGGCUGCAUCACGACGGCAAACCAGGUCAUUGAGGUCUUGCGGAAGGACACUGACCAGGAUUGGGAAGUGGGUUAUAACGACACGGCUGAAUGCGUUGACGAGGCUACGAAACGGAUGGAAAAGGGAUUUCCUGAUGCUGGAAUGUUCCUAAUGGAACGGAGCAUUCUGUACGAUGAGGCCUUGGGAGCAGUGGAACCCUUUAAGAUGGAUAGUGCCAAUACCUUACUUGGCUUGGAGGAAGAGAAACCGGAAGCCAUUAUCGGCGCUGCGAUACAUGGUUUUGCGCAUCAAGGAGCAGCGGAAUGCGGAUGCAGCUAA
Aplosporella prunicola CBS 121167 is the source of this 1062-nucleotide messenger RNA. RefSeq lists its product as uncharacterized. Lineage: Eukaryota; Fungi; Ascomycota; Dothideomycetes; Botryosphaeriales; Aplosporellaceae. The record is from RefSeq and is a predicted model, not a curated record. Bases 1 to 1062 code for a protein of 353 amino acids. The transcript is spliced from 2 exons.